Necator americanus (New World hookworm) is the source of this 504-nucleotide messenger RNA. RefSeq lists its product as uncharacterized. The transcript has a single exon. The record is from RefSeq and is a predicted model, not a curated record. NCBI's taxonomy places the organism in Eukaryota, Metazoa, Nematoda, Chromadorea, Rhabditida, Ancylostomatidae. Bases 1 to 504 code for a protein of 167 amino acids.
AUGCCUUACUCCGUACAUAAAUGUACUUCGAGAGGUGACGGACACCAGCUACACCAUUUGCGCUUUGCUGAUGACAUCGUACUGGUAACACCUAGCAUCAGCCAAGCGGAACGAAUGCUGACCGAAUUCGACGAAAAAUGUGGAUGCAUCGGUCUUCAGCUGAAUCUGCAAAGGACGUUGUUCAUGAGUAACGGAUGGGUCUCGGAUGCCUCAUUCACGCUCAACGGAACGAACACAUCCGAGUGCACCAACUAUUUUUAUGUGGGUCGGGAAAUAAACGUUAAGAACGACCUGACCCCUGAGCUGGGCAGGAGGAAACGAGCGGCUUGGAGAGCGUUUAAGAGUAUCGAGGAUGCAGUGAAGAAGACUAGGAACAACAGGAGGAUCCGUGCUCGCCUCUUAAACAUCACAAUACUUCCUGAUUUGACUUAUGCUUCAGAAACCUGGGCACAUCGCAAACAGGAAGAAAAUGCGGUGAGCGCCAUUGAACGCGCAAUCGAAUGA